GGCGACUAUUUAUGCUCUUUCAGACUUGUAGCAAUCUCAUGUCAUAGUCAUACCCUGGUAUGGUCAUACACUACAUGGUGGCAGUAGCAAGUUAGCUAAUUAAGUCACAUGGCGAGACUACCCUGGUAAUAUACCACAAGGUGACCGAUGACUUCCCGUCCGGUGUGCCGACCACCACACUGCAGAUAUUUGCGAUAUUUCACGUUGCGAGAUGCUGUACGGCUUACCAUUAGACUGCUUAUUUAGCUGAAAAUCAAGUGUCAUGUACAAUACAAUACAAUACAAUACAGCAUUACUGUGCAGCAAAUUAAGUAUCGGUGUCCGAAAUAAAUACAUUCAGAGUCCCAGUGAAACAAAUCUCUAGAUUUGUGGCAUGGGGUGGCCCGGAGACGAAAUAAAUGGCUUGGGGGGCAUCGUUAAGCUCUGCAAGGUUCCUGUUAACAUGUUCAGCACUUUCGGCAUGGAUGGGCGGUUUUUCGGGUUCCACUGAAUGCACCACAGUGCCACAAUGGCUAGCUUUCUUACUGUAUCCUUCUCUUCUUGCGUCAUUUCCCUUGAUGAUUCCAGUUCUUGCUCCGUGCUUAUUUUCUCAUAUAUCCAUUCUGGGAUGUAAACCUCGUUUUGGUUCUCAAUCCAUGGAUCUGAGUUCCUCCUACCGCUCACCAUUUCCAGCACCAGCAUGCCAAAGCUAUAGACAUCGGACUUGCUGGAUAUUCUCCCAAAGUUUCGAGAAUACAGUUCUGGUGCAAUGUAACCCAUUGUUCCUCUAGCUGCAGUCAGUGUGACGAUGCUAUGGUCCCUUGUACACAGCUUCGCAAGCCCAAAAUCAGAAAUCUUUGGACUAAAUCUGUAAUCUAGCAAGAUGUUGUGAGGCUUGAUGUCAAAAUGGAGGAUCCGCUGAUCGCACCCUUGAUGCAGGUAUUCUAUUCCCCGUGCAAUGCCUGAUGCUAUGUCCAGCAUUUUAUUAGGUGCUAAUAGCUCUCGAUAAAUAUCUGAUUCAUGUGCGAAUAUAUACUUCUCGAGUGAUCCGUUAGGCAUGAAUUCAUAGAUAAGAGCACGCCUUGUUCCUUCUGAGCAGAAUCCCAAGAGACGGACCACAUUAGCAUGGUGGAUUCUACCAAUGGUUGCGACUUCAUUCAUGAAUUCUUCUCCAUCGCUCUUUGAAUUCUCCAGCAUCUUUACUGCCACAGGUACUCCAUUUGCCAGCUGACCUUUGUAUACGCUUCCAAAUCCACCCUGACCCAGUCUAUCUUUGAAUCGCCUUGUUACUUUUUUAACUUCAGAGAAUGUGUACCUUGUUGGUUUUGAUGUGCCAUAUGCCUUGAGAAACAUUUCGAUUUUCAAACGCACCUCUUCAUCGACCUUUGAUUUUAGGGACCGAUAGAGUGCUGUGGCUGCCGUCAAUAAGAGAACCACAAAUGUGGCUACCGAUGAUGUUGCUGAAAAACAAGAAUGCAGGCAAACAGUGAGUUAUACUUGGACUAAAACAAUCUUGCUUUCAUGUCUUUCCUCUUAUAUAUGGGUAAGAUGCAAGAAUAAGAGUAAUAUACAACAAAAUGUAUGCAUAAUACCUGCAAUGACUUUCACACGUGAACCUGCAUGUAGGAAAUAAGCGAUUUAGAUUUUUUGUGCAAAAUAAUACUCAUGCCUGAACAAAGUGAUACUUUUCUAGUAAGAAUUUAACUAUAAAAUUGGGUUACUUUUAAUGUUGUAUAUGCUAUCUGUAUGGGGGAGUAUCAGAACCAUGCGAGUGUGAAAUAUUUACUGGACUCAGAUAUGCUGGUAAACAGAGACAUAUUUGCAUAUAUAGCAAAGGUUGGAUAAAAAGAAGUGGUCUUUAUUUCGAUCAUUUAGGUACUCUUGUCAAAAAUAUUUAAGGCAUGCAAUUUAUUCAGAACAAAUCCUUCGAUGCUUAAGAAUUACUAGAAACAAUACCUUGGCGCUUGCAGAAUGCUUGCCUGCGUUGUGAGCUGAAUCCGCAGGAAUGCCCGUUUCGCUCGCAGUCUAGACAAAUGUCGGUUAUGUUAGGAACUGACCAAGUCAAGGUUGUCUCACCAAAUGCAAUGACCCUUCUGGCUCUUUCAGUGAAUAACACAUCAUUGACAUCAUAAUCCCACGGCGUUGAAAUACCAUUUGAAACCACUUUGCAGUCUAAGGGAAGAAUAUACAUUGGUUCACUACCGUCCAUCAAAUAUAUGAACUGGCUUGUGUUGCUCAGGCAAGAGAUUGGGCCAACAAUACUGUCCCCCAUACCUGGUGUCGUACCGGCCUUCUCUGUUGGUAUCAACUCUCUUGAACAGCGUACCAGGAUUGCAGUUUCACCCCCGUAACUGUCAGGUAUGUAGACACUAGUUGAUAGAUUGGUGGCAGAGAUCUUCUGAAGCGGGCACCUAGUCCAUGAUUCUUCAAGCGGGAUGACAUUCAGGCCACCAAAUCUGUAGUCAAUUGCAGUGACCUUGCAUAGUCCAAGGAUUGGGUGAAGUAGGAUGGUAUCUGCUUCCAUUGAGCAUGCUAGCUCCAAGCCAGGUGCUCCACAGGAUGGGGGGCUGGUUGCUGGCAAAUUUGACAAAUCUGACCUAUAGACGAAAUCAAAUCACAGAAUGAACUGUCCGUCAAACUAUUUCACGCAGCUGACCCGUGGCGCCUAGCUCUCAGGUGCUGCACUAGUGCAACGCCCGGGAGCUAGGCGCUGCACUGUAUAGUUUGGCGCCUAGCUCUCAGGCGCUGCACACUGUUUUAGUAAUUUUCGGGUAUGACGCUGGCCGUGUAGCGCCUAUCUGUGAGGCGUUGCACAGUGUAGUGUGGCGCCGUCGUGGCGGGCGCUACACAAAAGGGUCAGGCGUGUGAAAUAGUUUCACGGGCAGUUCAUUCCGUGAUUUGAUUUCGUCUAUAGGUCAGAUUUGUCAAAUUUGCCCUGGUUGCUGGGCGGAAUGGAAAUCGGAUCUCUAUUGUGCCUUCUUCGCUGCACCUGGAUGGUGCGCAGUUAUGGAAGAAAUCUCCAUCACCACUUGCUGUGGCUCUGUUGAUUCCAUAGUUAAGAACAGAGAACAACAGAGCUACAACCAAAGCUUCAAACAUUUCUGUGAAAAAUGAAGAUGAGGAGGAAAUGAGAUGAAGCUAUGCCUACAAAAACUGUGCUUCUUUUGUAAUGUUGAAAUCAUAAAGAAAAGAAAUAUCUUCCUGGAUGUUGCCUUUGACAAGUCAAAGCCUAUCUUCCUGUACACUAGUUUGACUAAGAAAACCAGCAAUCAGGUGGCACACCAGGCUUGACUAUUCUUCCUCUUGUGUCUCCAUCAAUCCAUAUGCACCAGAAAAUCCGUAUAUCAUCAUUCUGAGACCAUAUUAGCCUUCUUCUUAACUCUAGUACCAGCUUCUAUGCCUGAUCCUGCAUCUGUGAAGCUCUCAUGACGAACUCCGUUGCAUUUCCAUGUUCUGUUAUACUCCAAGCAUUAGCAAUCUCCUCCACAGUUUCAGUUUUUCUAACAAAGACUGGAGCGGAAGAUACUCCGGGGCAAGCAGUUUGCCCCUCUUUCUCCUGUGGGCAUCUCCAAGACAUCCACCAUCCUUUUCGAUUGCGAGGUGAUCCACCUGGUUGUGGUUUUCAAGAAUACGAGCUUGUUUGUAGCGAUGACCAGGCUAUAAUUCAAGUCAAUACGGGAAGGUACUUCAUCACCAACAUCUCCUACCCCGACUCUGUUUUCUGGGUUGUUGAUGCCAGUUUGGAUAAUAGCAGCUGCCCUAUUCCUGAGAGGAAUCAACAUUCUUAUAUCCAUGGAUUGAGAUCAUAUUACAUGUUCCUGUUAUAUAUGCGUACGGUUAAAUGGGCUGCCUUUGUCAGUUGUUCGCGGAUGAUGAAAGAUAAUCUUAUUUAUAAGCCUAUCGCUUGCCGGAGUACGAACACUUCUUUUGUUUAUGUGUUGAGUACCAUGCAAUCUUAUCAGGUUCAGAAUGUUGAGCCUUCAUGUGGAUACUUGGCCAUGACUCCUUUGGGAAGCUGGCGUCCGGGGCCAAAUGAUUAUUAUGCAAGUUAUGAUUAUGAAGAUAUUGUAAAAUUUAUGAGGGAUGGGUUUGCUCUUAGAUUUCCUUUCCCAGCUCCAGAAUGGACAUAUUCUUGGAUCCUCAAGACAUGCCUGGAAAAUUCAAGGAGUGUUGGCAGUACUAUCCAGAUGCAACUAGCCCUUGGCCCAACAAGGUACGCUUACACAGACAUCACUGCGAUCACUAGCCACUUCAAAGAGAAGUUGGGACAAGGAGGCUAUGGGUCUGUGUACAAAGGUGUGCUUCCUGGUGACGUCCAUGUUGCCAUCAAAAUGUUGGUCAGUUCCAUGUCCAAUGGAGAAGAAUUCAUCAGUGAGGUGUCCAGCAUCGGAAGCAUACACCAUGUCAAUGUAGUGCGUCUGGUGGGUUUCUGCUCAGAGAAAAUGAGGAGGGCUCUUGUUUAUGAGUACAUGCCCCAUGGAUCUCUUGAGAAGUACAUCUUCUCGCCAGAGAAGAGUUUCUCAUCGGACAAGCUCAAUCAGAUUGCUCUGGGCAUUGCCAGAGGGAUCGACUACCUGCACCGAGGGUGUGAUAUGCAGAUAUUACACUUCGACAUCAAGCCGCACAACAUCCUGUUAGACAGUGAUUUCACCCCAAAAAUUGCUGACUUUGGGCUGGCGAAACUGUACCCCAGGGACAACAGCUUUUUGCCAGUGAGUGCUGCCCGGGGAACAGUUGGUUACAUAGCUCCUGAGAUGGUGUCCCGUAGCUUUGGCGCCAUAUCCUCCAAGUCUGAUGUCUACAGCUUCGGGAUGUUGUUGCUAGAGAUGGCCGGAGGACGGAGGAACGUGGACCCACAAGCAUCAAGAAGCCAGACGUACUACCCGUCAUGGGUGUACAAUCAGCUGUCUCGGCAAGAGGCUGUUGGUAUCCAUCAGGUGGAGAGGAAGCUGUGCGUCGUUGCGCUUUGGUGCAUCCAGAUGAAGCCAGACGAUCGACCGGCCAUGAGCGAGGUGCUAGACAUGCUCGAAGCUGGCAUCGAUGGCCUGGAGAUGCCUCCUGAGCCCUUCUUCUGCGGGGACGAGUAUGCUCCUGCUGCAGAUUCUUCAGUAUUAUCAGAGUAGAAGGAGCUGUAUCAUCAAGAAGAAGAACCAAAGGAGAGGUGGAAAUUCUUCUUAUAACCCAAAUCUGCUGCAAUUUGGAGGUCACAAACCCAAAUCUCUUUUUGUUAUAUUAAGUUACACACCCACACAACCUGUAGCGUCGCCCAUAGGCUUCUCUCUUCUCUCCUGCGACGCAAGGUUGAUUUUCCUCUCAAACAUUUACACAGAAGGAUUACAACAUGUAAUAAAACAUUUACGUAGUAUAUGAAAUAGAUUUUAUGUACCAUUCAAAAGAAUGUUACCGGCAUUUAAAAAAUAUUCAUACACAUUACAACAUGUUAAUUAGGAAGUUCAGGAACUCUGUUUCAAACAAAAGUUCAGACACUGAGGCAGGGAUAUAUACACAGAGUGCUGUGCUGUGCUGUUUGUUGCUGGUUCAGAAAAGAUCAUAAACGGCCCUGUUUGUCGUCGUCGGUGGCGGUUCACUCUGGUGAGCAGCAAGACGAGCAUCACGAGAAGGGAGCAGAGUACGAGUGAGGAAGGAGCAGCAGUAUCUUUGCUGCCGCUGCUGCUGCUGUUUCGCUUUCGUCCGUCUCAAGUGUUACAGAACUGGUCGCGUGCAGUACGCUAUGGCCGGGCUACCCUUUGCCCGGCAGGAUACGGUGGCCCGGCAAAGUGGAGGCCUGGUGAGGGUCCCUGCUGGGUGCAGAUACGGCAGGGGAACGGACGCCGUGUCGACCUCCCAUCGACUUCUGACCUGCAAAGUUGAGAUCAUCGUCGAAACAUUCAGGAAGAAAAACCCACAGCUACUCUCGCACAGUGCUAGCUACAUAACAUGGUAAGCAUGUCCAGAAAAUGAUGUUCCACUGAAGUUCAGAAACCGGGCUUGAGCUUGCUACUCCAAGUUUUGAAAUGGGCUACUCCAUCAUGGUUAUUGAAGCAGAAACAAAGCAUGUCACCUCCAUCCUUGAACUCUGAAGUGUCAAGUGAACCUCUACCGAAUCCUGUACACAUGGCACCACAAACUAGUUACAAACCUAUCUGCCUUUCUUUUCUGAAUUUAGCUGUGAUCUGGUCUAACAUCAUAUAAGGCGCAUUUUAUUUUUAUGUAGCUCAAAUCCUGACCGUCGACACUGCUGGUCGUGGCAAUGGUGGGCGCAUACGCGGCAAUGGCAGAAACAACCUCAAGUGCCAAGUUUGCUCCAAAUUCAGGCAUGACGCGCUACAAUGCCGCAACCGCUUUAAUCAUGUGCUCCAGCCCGAGGAUCAUCAUACGUGAGCGUUCCGUCGACGCCGCACCACUGGUUUGUACACUAUGGACAUGAACUGGUACACAUGAUUAAAGUGGUUGCGGCACUAUGUCUGAAUGAAUCGGGAUCAAACAUUGGGCUUGAGGUUGGUUCUGUCAUUGCCGCGACCGCGGUAUCUUGCCUCCGUUACUAACUCAAAUACAAUGUUUGCUGUGCGAUACCCCAUAGGGAUUUGCCUUGUAUUUCUAAAACUUGAUCGCUAAGGUACAACCAAUCAAUCUCUACAAAUAAUGUCUUAUCUAGGGAUCCUGAUUGAUACAAAUCACAACAGUAUAUCUUAGGUUUAACUCAAUCGAUUCGAUUAGGACCACGCUCAUUAAAAGUAUUCUCCACGUGAUUUUUUAGUAAUGCUAGUCUAUAAUAGGUUUUCUACUAACCCCUUACUUACCACAUCUCAAGUCAACUGACCCUGCCACUGGGCUGCAAACCAAUAUUCUUUGUAAAUAUUAUAGGGUUAAUUUUUUUCUCAGACCUCACGUUUAUGGCAACAAGUAGCAUGGCAUUUUGAUGCCAUGUAUUUUUUUAUUUUCAAUAAUUUUGGUUGUACAUAUUGUGUUUUUGCAGAGGCUGAGUGUACUUGCUAUAAAAAUAAUCUUGAUAUAAAUAUAUCAUCGUUUAUCAAAAGAGCAACCGCUUAUUAUAAUUAUUGCAAUGCACGUGUGUAUGGCAUAAAUGGAAAAUGUUGGUUUGAUCAGUAAUUUUCUUGAGGUGGUGGCAAUUUGUUUGUGUAUCGCAGAAGCAAAUCAGAUUCAUUUGCUCAGUUGUCUUUCCUAAAAAGGUGUCCAUCGUUUACUCAACUCACUACCAUGGAUUCCAUAAAAAAAAUCAUCACCAUGCAUUUCCGAUAGCUCGAGUUAUUACUAUAAUUAUGUUUGCUUUAGGGGGAAAACACGAGUAAAAAUUACACACAACACCAUACAUAGAUGCCACCAUGCAUGGAUCAUUGAUCAUUUACGAGUAUUGUAUAUGUGGAAAGAAUAUAAGCGAGCUUAGUAGCAGCCAUUGCGCACACGCAUCUACAUUCAUGCACGAGGCUAGUUUGUUGAUGGUCGCGGUAGCCUGCUGCAAGGUCUAGUGGUCCGGCACCGCGACAAGUGCUGGUUGAAAGGGUCGAGAUUGGGAGGGGGGUUGAAAAUGGAGAACUACAAAUUUUAUUUUUUGAUUAUUAGCAAGUUUGGGCAAUAUAAAGGUGUGUUUAAACAAUUGUAAUGAGAUAAAUAAUCUGUAUGGUGCUAGCAAAGUUAAGUGACCAAAGUAAACCACAAGUAAUGAGUUAGGGCUAGAGAUAACCAAAAAGCACCGGAGACGAUGAUGUAUCCCGGUGUUCACUUCUUUGGAGGGAAACUAGUCACUGUUGGAGGGGUGGGUGUUACCAUGAAGGCACACCA
This is a messenger RNA of Triticum aestivum (bread wheat), 7779 nucleotides long. Its product is annotated as rust resistance kinase Lr10-like. Gene Ontology annotation, molecular function: ATP binding; protein kinase activity; polysaccharide binding. Lineage: Eukaryota; Viridiplantae; Streptophyta; Magnoliopsida; Poales; Poaceae. The coding region runs from base 3405 to 5102 and encodes 565 amino acids. The record is from RefSeq and is a predicted model, not a curated record. The transcript has 4 exons. Gene Ontology annotation, biological process: protein phosphorylation.